ACAUAUUGAAAAUUCCAUCCUUUGUUUUCAUUGCCAUCUCGUUAUUGACAUUAUCCGCGAAUAUUCUCUACAUCCAAGACGGUACUUUCCCUCCUUCCGUGCAAUGCAAAGCACUUUUCCUAUGGUGUAGUGGUAUUAUUAUUGUUACUAUCAUUAUCCAGCAUACAUCAUCAAUUUAUGCAUCGCAGAGUUCGCUUCGAGUCACUCGAGACCAUCCAAGGCCGUAACUCGCACUUGUAUUCCUUUCGUACAUUCAUACAUACACACAUUCAUACAUCAAUUCAUACAUCCAUACAUACGCACUUAUUCCCUUCCAAGACCUCAAUAUCUGCACUCUCUUACGCUGCCAAGAGGAAAUCUCUUGUCAAUUUCUACUACGCCGUCUUGCUCUUUUCUUACUGACUCUACUGGUUCAGCCCAUUCUUUUUUUACUUUUUCAUUCCUUAUAUCCGAGGGGGAUUCAAAACGUCGAGAUUACUACUCAAUAAAGAAUAAUAAGAGGGGUUAAAUGCCGAGCAUCACCCUUACCAAUACCUUACUUUAGGUAGUAAAUAACUAGAUUGGUGGAAUUCUAUUAACCAUAGCAAAACACGAGAACUCUCCAUUGAAUCAUCUUUCCCUUAAUCAGAUUGAGAAGAAAACAAUUCAAGAAAUCACUUCAGAUUUCAUCCUUUAAUUUUCAAACAUGUCAGGAACAUCACCCGAUCAACAAUCACCGGCAUCACAAUCGCAACCACAGUCACAACCGCAAUCACAACCAACUCAAAGUCAACAAAGUCAAGAACCUCCAAUCAGUCCAAGUCAAUCAUCCCCCGACCUCGAAGCAGCUGAAGAUUGGCAUGCGGCUCCAUCACAACCACGUACUGCGCCCAUACAAAAGAGGCGACGAGUUACAAGAGCUUGUGAUGAAUGUAGGAGGAAGAAGAUAAAAUGUGACGGAAAACAACCUUGCACUCAUUGCACUGUAUAUAGCUAUGGUACGAUAUUGCAUGUAAUCUUGUAUUUUUACUUCUCUCGUUGACCGAUGUGCUUGCAACAGAUUGUACAUAUGACCAGCCUUCAAACAGGAGGAGGAACCCCGCGCCGCAGUAUCUCGAAUCAUUGGAGCUCCGUUUACAACGAGCAGAGAGCAUUAUAAAAACUUACCUGCCAAACAUAAAUCUGAACGACCCAAACAUGGAUGCUGUAGCAUUAUUACAGCAACGACAAGUUGCGCCAAUGACACCGUUAAACACGAGCUCAAUGCCAAGUGCGACUCCACAACAACCACAUCUUUCAGAACAAGAUGCGCAGUUACGGUCAAUGAUAGAGUCUACCGGGCAACUUGAUCUGGACGAACGUGGACACUGGGACUUUCAUGGCGGCUCUUCUGGAGCUGUUUUUAUUAAGCGCCUACGUGAACAGUUUGGCGAUUUACUUGGAUCUCCCAACUUACUUCCUAAACUACCACAUGCGCACAUGCCACCUUCCUUCGAUUCUCCAAAAUCAUUUACGGAGUCCCCUUAUGAUUCCGGUCUCCCCAAUACAUUUGACCUUCCUCCUCGAGAAAUCGCCAUGGCUUUGUGUGAAGAUUCGUUGCAUUGCGGUUGUUGUCUCUUACGUUUUGUUCACGAACCGAGUUUUUAUGAAAUGUUUAAUAGGAUAUACGAUUUGCCAGUUGAAAGUUUUGGUGACCAAGAGCAUAGAUUUCUGCCAUUGCUGUACAUGACUUUAGCCUUAGGUUGCAUGUUCUCGUCAGAGCCAUCCAGUUCCACAGACCCGGAUGGGAAGAAGUAUAAAAGUAGUAUGGAUCAAGGGUGAGUGUUGUCUUUAGCGAUGAUGCUACAUGUAUCCCCAUAGCCUCGUCUCAGUCGAACUUCGCAGAGGGGCACACGUCUUUCUGUGCUACCUUGUACUUCAUGAUGUCACAAGACUAACCUUUCAUUAGAUUCAAGUUCUACAAAGCUGCCCGGCAAAUGAUGGAUUUGACUGAUUGUCGCGACAUGACGGCGCUGCAAACAGUCAUAUUCAUGGUCCUGUUCCUCCAAGCAACAUCUAACUUGAGCGUAUGUUAUUCUUACCUAGGUCUUGCUUUGAGAUCUGCGUUACGCCUAGGUCUACAUCGUAGCCUGAGUGGCAAUUUCAAUGUCAUCGAGCGGGAAACCAGAAAGCGAGUGUUCUGGUUAAUACGAAAACUGGAUACCUACGUUUCUGCUCUUUUAGGAUUUCCUAUAAUUUUAAGUAGCGACGAUAUCGACCAAGAUUUGCCAAUUGAGGUAGACGAUGAGUAUAUAACCAAGGAUGCGAUACUUCCCAUGCCUCCUGGCAAAAUGUCGUUGCUUGCGGCUUCGAAUGCACAUACACGACUCAUGGCCAUUACCCCAAAGGUUAUUAAACAUAUUUAUCCGAUAAAAGGAUUGGAGCAAUCUAUCUCAGGAAACAAUAAUACAUCUUACACUAUCAGUCACUCAAAAAUUAGGGAGAUUGAAAAGGAUUUAGCAGACUGGCUGGAUAUGUUGCCCAUGGGAUUACGUCCUGGAGGUGAAGGUCCACCCGAAUUGAUUCGGUAAGAUUUUUUAUUUCAAGUAUUCUAUACUUUGACAUAGCGCGGAAGGCCUACUCGACUGGUGGAGCUUGUGAUGAAUGUUCGCUGACCAUAGUAUAGUGUUCAACAACUUCUACGGUUAGCCUACGCACAUGUUCAAAUGAUGUUAUAUCGACCCUUUCUUCAUUAUGUUUCUAGAAAGAGUUGCGCUGGGAAGACCAUUGAUGAAAGGUCAUACGCAUGUGCAGCUGCUGGCGUCAGUGUAGCUCGUAAUAUAAUUCAUAUUACCGCAGAGAUGAAGAAACAAGCUCUCUUGAGAGGAGCAUAUUGGUUUACCAUGUACACAACCUUCUUCUCCGUCAUAUCCCUAGUAUACUACGUCCUUGAGAAUCCCGACAAGAGUGGAGCUGCGGAGAUUUUGGCAGAUGCAAAUGAUGGAAAGGAUGCUUUGAUUGGCCUUGCUCAAAGAAGUAUGGCUGCUGAUAGAUGUUCAGAAACUCUCAAGGUUAGUGCGACAUCUUACCAUGUGCCGUUUUUCUAAUGCAAAUUAGCCACUUUUUGAACAACUACCCGAAAAGUUAAAAAAUCGACCCACUUCGGUCCCGUCAAAGAAAAAAAGAUCAGCGCCUGCAUCUGCACAUCCAACGCAUCGAAGUAGCCCGGAGAUACCAAGACCAAGUUCAAGCCACAUAACCCCGGUACCUCGCGCCACAACAUUUCCCCAAACUACCACCUCUCUUCAAACCAGUGGCCUUCCUAUGCAAAACCUUAACAACCGUUUUCAACUGAACACAUCUUCCAAUCCAAACCUCCGACAAGGUUUUCAAGAUCUCGUUUCACCAAGUGAUUUAUCCAAUGCUGGUACUCCUGAAAGCGUAUCGUCGACUAGUCAUAGUAUCCCACACUAUGGUAUGCAAAAUCAAUUCAAUGCUAACAAUAGUAUACCAUAUCUCACUGGGUUGAUGUUUCCAUCCCCAGAUCCCUUUGCAUAUCCAAAUCAACCAAUGAUGGAAUUCGAUGCGCAACACCUAAAGCAGGAAAAUGAUUUGGAUAAUCCUAGAGCACAGCAAAUUUACAUGGGGGGCAGUGGAGCGGGAACAGGAAGUGUAAUGUACGAUGAUUUAGAGGGACAAAUUUUCGGUCCAAUACCCGCUUAUAUGAUACACAAUCAACAGGGAUUUGAGCUAUCGGGCGGGGGACAGGGAAAUGCGGGAAAUCGCAUGGGUGGGUUAAUGCAGGGCGGAAAUGCAAAUACGACAGGUACAGCUGGAACUGGAACUGGAGCUGGAGUUGUAGUGGGACCGGGAAAUACAGGGUUUAAUCCUCAGAAUUUGGUGUAUAAUACGGGGAUGAAUUUGGAUGGGAUUUUUGAUAAUGUUGGAGGUGAUGCUCGCGGGACGGGAGAGGAAUGGAGUGGGAUGGGUGAUCAGGGGUUUAGGUGAGGGUUUAGGUGGGAUGGGUGAUUAGGGUCUAGGUGGAAUGGAUGGGAUGGCAUGGAUGGGCUUGGACAUAUUGUCGAUUUUUGACGAGGUGGGAAGGUUAUCGUCUGACCUUUUGAUUGACUUCGACUUCGACUUCUCUUCUGUGAAGAGUAUUAGUAUUACACAAUAUCGAUAUUGAUAUCGAUUUGCCACUGCAUGUCACGGUACAGCACAGCACGGGACGACUAGACGAGAAAGGCCGGACGAGAAGGACUGGAUGAACGAAAAAGCAGGAAUUAAAAAUUUCAUCACAUGAUGAAAAUUCCCUUUUUUUUCAUUGGAUAGCGAGCGAGCGCUUGGUUAGUGGGUGAUUUGAUUUAAAGAUUCAGGGAUCCGAAGAGCAAACAAGCAAGCAAGUAAAAUACCCUUCCUUUCCUUUGAGAGGAACAGCCAGCAGCGAUAUGUUGGCUCGUUGGAUGACAAAAAUUUGGAAAACAUUCUGGGAAUGAUUUGAUAUAGUAUGGACUGUAUGUGUAUGGUAUAGUAUGGUAUGGUA
Messenger RNA from Sclerotinia trifoliorum, 4501 nucleotides. The record is from the annotation of a GenBank genome assembly. NCBI's taxonomy places the organism in Eukaryota, Fungi, Ascomycota, Leotiomycetes, Helotiales, Sclerotiniaceae.